AACCAGAUGACAUAAUUCUCCCUCAAGUAUGUAGUAUCGAGCUUGAGAAUCUACCAAAUUUGGUCCACUUUUGUACUAGGAUGUCUGAAUUAAGGUGGCUGUCUCUGAAAGAACUAAGAAUCAUGAAUUGUUCUAAAAUGGGGUCCUUUGUUUCAACUUCAAGCUUGGAAAAUGACUCAAACUCCAUUAAAGUGUUCUUUGUUGAAAAGGUUGUUUUUCCGAGCUUGGAGAAACUGCGAAUCGACAACCUUGAGUGCGUGAAUACCUUAUGGCAUACAGACACUAUGGCUGAAGCAUUUAGUCAACUCAGUAUCCUAGAGGUCAGAAACUGCAACAAUUUGGUAAAACUUAUCCCCUCAAGUUUACUCCCAAGGCUGCAGAAUCUGGAAGAGUUACAUGUAAAUCAAUGUCGUUUGCUCGAGAUGAUUCUAGAACAACUAGAAGAAAAUUCUAUUGAAAAAGUCAUGUUUCCUAAAGUUUACACUGUUCCGGCGGUGGUGGUGGUGGCAAUUGGUGAGGGUGGGGUGACAGUUGUGGUGGUGGUGGGCGAUGGAGUGGUGGCCGUGGGCGGCGGUGGUGGUGGUGGUGGUGAGAUGAAUUCUGAAGAGAAAGAUGUACUGGGUUUUUUCUAG
Molecule: messenger RNA, 632 nt
Organism: Helianthus annuus (common sunflower)
Lineage: Eukaryota; Viridiplantae; Streptophyta; Magnoliopsida; Asterales; Asteraceae
Exons: 3
Coding region: 81-632 (183 amino acids)
Source: RefSeq, a predicted model, not a curated record